CAGUCGUUUCAUCACACAAAACGACAAGAGAAGUCUUCAGAUCCUCUCUGAAAUGGAAAAUACUACCCAAUCCUUUGAACAACUAAUGUUGAAUGUUGUUGAUAGCGGUGACAUUAAGAACUUGCUGAAGCUGUUAAACUUUGGAAUUAGCUCCAACAUACGCGACUCCAAUGGGGAUCCCCUGUUGUUUAUACCCAUAGUGAACGGAAACAUUGAGAUGUUAGACGCUCUCCUGACAAGUGGUAACUGUGAACUCGAACUAUCGAAUCACGAGAACAGAACUCCACUGAUGCUAGCUGUCGAGAUGGACGAUAUCAGAAUGAUACGGCAUUUAAUCAAAGCAGGUGCUAAUGUCAACGCAUUAGACGAUUUAGGAAAAACCCCGUUGCUGCUUGCCCUGGAGGGUGGGAAAUUCGAAAUGGCGGAGUAUCUCAUCAAGCAUGGCAGUGAUGUCAAUAGCGUCGACGACCUUGGCCAGUCCGCCUUGCUACACAUCACCAGAGGCGAACGACGAGACUGUGCAAGGAUCAUCAGAAUUCUGCUGCAAUGUGAUUACAAAAUUAAAGAAAAUAUAGACCAAGUAACCCGAGACGAAAUUGCAGUUUAUCAAAAGCAACAACAAAAGAAAAUACCCACCUUGGUGAGGAGAAUAAGUUUGAAGAUGACGAGGCUACCAAGCUUUCGUCAGUCCGUCAGGGUUUCUAAAUACACCUGAGCCACUUUAAGUGUGACGGUUUAUUAAAUAUUUCCGUACCACUCGGAAUCCAACCUUCGUCCUGCUGACAGCUGCCUUUCAGGAACGCCAUUCCAAAGAGACCUUGUAUUUUUUGAUUUCGAAAACAAGGAUCUAUACGGACACAAACAGGCAGGUGCAUUUUGGCAAUGCAAUGUUCGUUUGCAUGGAGAGGGAGCAUUACCGUAUUGUGAUAAAAACGAUCUUAACUGUUAAUCAGCUUUGUCGUUACAUAUGUCUAAAGCUAGAGAACAAACAGUACGAAGUAUGCCAUUGAUGUAGUUAAAAAUUCAAGUUGUACUACCAGUCACAAAUAUAGAUCUCUAUGCAAUAAAUAUUACCAAACAAAA
This is a messenger RNA of Ostrea edulis (European flat oyster), 1083 nucleotides long. RefSeq names its product putative ankyrin repeat protein RF_0580. Lineage: Eukaryota; Metazoa; Mollusca; Bivalvia; Ostreida; Ostreidae. The record is from RefSeq and is a predicted model, not a curated record. The transcript has 4 exons. Gene Ontology annotation, molecular function: protein binding. The coding region runs from base 53 to 715 and encodes 220 amino acids.